Molecule: messenger RNA, 1469 nt
Organism: Rhodotorula graminis WP1
Lineage: Eukaryota; Fungi; Basidiomycota; Microbotryomycetes; Sporidiobolales; Sporidiobolaceae
Exons: 6
Coding region: 1-1275 (424 amino acids)
Biological process (GO): ubiquitin-dependent protein catabolic process
Cellular component (GO): proteasome regulatory particle, lid subcomplex
Molecular function (GO): structural molecule activity; protein binding
Source: RefSeq, a predicted model, not a curated record
AUGGCAGACGCUUCCACUUCCACCUCGACCCCGCUCCAGCUCGCUCUCGAACAGCAAGACCCGGCUCGCCGCGAGCAACAACUCGACGCCAUCCUCGCCUCCCCCGCAGGCCCGAGAGACGAACAGCUCCUGCGCGACAAGGAGCAGGCCAUCAUCGCCCUCGCCCAGCUCCACCGCGACAACCGGGAUGCCACCAAGCUCGCCGACGUCAUCCGCCAGAGCCGCACCCUCGUCGAGCACCUCGCAAAGGCCAAAACCGCCAAGCUCAUCCGCACCCUCCUCGACCUGUUCGCCGCCAUCCCCGACUCGACCCAGGCCCAGAUCGACGCCACCCGCGACGCCGCCGACUGGGCAAAGCACGACAAGCGCAUCUUCCUCAAGCAGAACCUCGAGACCCGCCUCGUCAGCCUCUACAUCGACCAUGCCGACUACAAGCUCGCGCUCGCCCUCAUCAACCAGCUCCUGCGCGAGCUCAAAAAGCUCGACGACAAGAUGAUCCUCACCGAGGUCCACCUCCUCGAGUCGCGCGUCCACAACGCCCUCGCCAACAUGCCCAAGGCCAAGGCCGCCCUCACCUCGGCCCGCACCGCCGCCAACUCGAUCUACUGCCCGCCUCUGCUCCAGGCCCAGCUCGACAUGCAGUCGGGCGUGCUCCACGCCGAGGACAAGGACUACAAGACGGCCUACUCGUACUUUUUCGAGGCGUUCGAGGGCCUGUCGACCCAGGACGACCAGCCAAACGCCGUGCGCGCCCUCAAGUACAUGCUCCUGUGCAAGGUCAUGCUCGCCCUCCCCGAAGACGUCGCCGCCAUCGCCGGCGGCAAGAGCGCCGCCAAGUACGCCGGCAAAGAGGUCGACGCCAUCAAGGCCGUCGCAAAGGCCCACGAGGACCGCUCGCUCGGCGACUUUGAGCGCGUCCUCCGCGAGCGCAAGGAGGAGCUCUCGGACGACCCCAUCAUCCGCACGCACCUCGCGGCCCUGUACGAUACGCUCCUCGAGCAGAACCUCGUGCGCGUCAUCGAGCCGUACCAGCGCGUCGAGAUUUCCCACAUCGCCGAGCAGGUGCAGCAGCCGGUGCGCGACGUCGAGAUCAAGCUCAGCCAGAUGAUCCUCGACAAGGUGUUCCACGGCAUCCUCGACCAGGGCGCCGGGUGCCUCGUCGUCUUUGACGAGCCCGAGGUCGACAAGACGUACGACGCGACGCUCGAGACGAUCGGGCACGUUUCGCAGAUCGUCGAGCAGCUCUUCCAGCGCACGAGGACCGUCGCUAUCUAGAUUCUCCCUCCUCGGCCUCCCUCGCCCCGACACCUCGCGCACGACACGGUCAACGCUCCCCUCCCGCCGCACCCUGUCAGCCCCUCUCACUCACGCCCUGUCGAUCGAUACCCCUCUCUCUCGCGCUCUCUCUCCCUCCCUCUCAGCCCGUACGACUUGGCCGUCGCAACGCAGUGUAGCCGCAUCUCUCCUUG